GUGUACAAAGUCUGUGUGCCUAGGUGACGAAAGCUCCCAGUCUCUCUCGUUCAGCGUGUUACAUAUCUUCGCCAAACUAGAAGAUGUCAGAAGGGAGAUGAGGAUUCACAGAGAGGGAUACAGACCGUAUUCAUAAACCUAGGCAAUAACGCCAGAUCGCAAGGCUCGCUUCAUGAAAGGACACCAUCUCCACACAGCAAAGACGAUUAAUCACAAACCCCAGCAGCUUUCUCGACAAAUUUCACCCUGGCUUCAGUUGGCUGCGGUGAAUGUCCGAAGAUUGCCUUCAUUGCGUUUCCGGUCCUCGUGGAGAAACAUACUUAUAAAAGUUCGAUUCUGGAUCAUUGGACCGUCAGGAAAGGUCGCAGCGUUUAGGUGGGCAGCGCAGGGGCUUGGGCUCUAGAGGUGGAGCUUACUACCCUCGAGCCGAUGGAGGCAGAGGAGGAGGAGGAAGGGGAUCGACCUGAAGAUACGAAUGACAAGGACGAGGAGAGGAAUGGACUUGCAGCAGACGAGUGAGGAAGUUCGGCAGGGCAGAUGACGAAUCCCUGCUACGAUUUCGCCUUGCGUUCGCACUCCAACAUUCCCAACUCUUACGUUCAACGGCGACACGAGCCCAGAAGGGCUCCCUCCCCGGCAUCGCCUUCUUCUCAGGAAUCGGAUUUCUUCGACGACGAUCACAAUCAUCAAAAUCACAAUCACAACCAUCGAAAUCGCGGUGACCGGGGUCGCUGGAAAACUGACGGGACAGUAAGCAUCGCCGAAGGCUACGAGGAUUCCAUCCUUCAGCGUCAGUCUUCUCCUUCGUCAGCAUGUCAAUGCCCCAACUGUGCCUGCCAUCGUGAAUCAGCUUAUCAGGAUCCCGAUGCAUCUGCUCCUCGUCGUCCCCGCUCUUCUCGAGGCCUUUCUUCCUCUGGUGGUUCAGAUCAACACGAUAGUAGAAAGCAUCCACCUCCCGUGCCCAAAGUCGACCAUUCUCUAUGGAACCCUCUGCAAUUGCUCAGACGGCCUCACACAUCGUCCACGCGAGAGCGAGAACGAGGCCGAGACCGCGAGUGGAGCCGUCCCAACAGUUCGGCGUGCGCUCUGGGGCCCUUGCGGCCGAGGUCCGAGGUCUCCAGAUCGAGAGAUGUGUGCCCGAGGAGAGGAGAAUCGCACCCUUCCAGCAGCAGCAGAAGCCCGCCCAGAUCGUCCAAGGUUCGGUCCCUCCGCAGAACCCAACAGCAGAGGAGGCUGUCGCCUCGCAAAUCGCCCAGUAGAUGCAGCACUGGCAGCAAAAUUCCAUCCGCCAGCACCAGAAGGUACCACCACACUGACCCCCUCGCUCCUCCUCCUUGGCGAGACCCUUCCUGGACGGAAAAGCUCGACAUUGCAUGCCAGACCAGACGGGAGGAAUUCCCUCUGACCCCCGAAGAAACUCCGAGAGCCAGCCCCGUCCGGAGAGUGAUUUCUUCUGAUUCAUCCUUCUACCAUGAUCGCGCCCCCAUCGCUGCCCGACCCUUCUCUUGCCCAGCGGCUGCUGCUGCCACUCAGAGGAGACCGUCUCCGUGCAGGUGUCUGACAGCGACCGCAGCAGCGGCUGCUGCGCCACGAGGUUGUUGCUGCAAUCAUUGCGUUGGGUGGCAAGAGAGAGCGACAUGUCCUAAAGCUGUGGUGGCAGCGCCACCGCUCCAUCACGCUUGUGCUGCCUGUCAUCACGGAUUUUGUUCCAGAGCUGCUGAGCCCAUUAGGAAUGGCGAGUGUUGUCCCAAAUGCCAUCAACCUGUACCUGCCACCAAAGCGAGAGAGAUGGAUUGAUGGAUUAAUUUGAUAGAAUUCUACAAACAGUUGGACAAUCGGUGCGAUUGUCCCGGAACGUCACAAUCUUUGAUCUUAUUUGAGGUUUUUAUUCCGAAUAGAGAAUGCGAGAAGAGAAGGAUUUGAGGAUUACCGAUAGUUGCAUCCCAGACUGGAUGAGCUGUUUUUCAUGCCAGGGCCAACUUCUGUGAGGACGUGCACUUGCUUCGAUGACGUUUUCCUGCUCCCGCUGUCAAAACGGAAGAAGCAAAGGGUUUGCCUCACGAUGUAAAUCGAGCAUCGCUCGCGCUCUGGAGCUCUGCAAUCCUUUCCCUCAACUGUGCAUAUAUCUUUCCUUGUGCCAUUGCUGAAAGACAGAUCUGUAAGAUUUCUCAUUUCGAGGAAUCUUUCGAACGGAUCCGAAUUGGACCCUGACAGUAGAUUCCAGCGUUCCUUGCCUCCACUCCAGCUCGACAGACAUGACCAGCUUCUAAUCUGCUCUGCGCAGGAGCGGUGAUUGGUCUCGGCGCUAGAUCUUCCAAUUAAACUUCUGAGUCUGAAACGUCUUCAGCUCGCCGUCCUGUCCAGGUCUGAGUAUGUUCGUCAUGCACUUUGCUCUCCUAUAAGGCGGCAGCUUUCUCAAUUUCCCUCUUGACUCAAAUUCAGCGAAUUUGACUGCCUUGCCACGUGACUCGCGAGGGACUGCAUCUAUUGGAAUCAUCAGACUUGUUCUAGUUCUUCGUGUAUGGGAGAGGGCGUGAGUUUUCAAAAGGGAGAUGCAGCACAAGGCUAGGACGCCAG
This is a messenger RNA of Marchantia polymorpha subsp. ruderalis, 2577 nucleotides long. The record is from the annotation of a GenBank genome assembly. NCBI's taxonomy places the organism in Eukaryota, Viridiplantae, Streptophyta, Marchantiopsida, Marchantiales, Marchantiaceae.